UUUAGUAUUAUUCGAUGGCUUCCAUCAAUAGAAUGUUCACAUUACUGUACGGAAUAUCAAUCUACAUAAUUUGCUGCAAUGCUGCCAAGCACAGGAAAUCGCCGAGUGUGCCCAGCAGUGAUCCUCGUAUUGUUGGAGGUGAAGAGAUCACCAUUGACCGAGUACCGUAUUUAGUAAAUUUACGUCAAAAUGGACAAUUUCGGUGUGGUGGCUCACUGAUAACGCCCAAUUGUGUUCUAACAGCUGCCCAUUGUGUUUAUCGCAUAACUGCCAAUAGUUUAACUGUAGCAGCUGGUGCUUCAAAACUUUCCGGCAACGCGCAAAUACGACAAGUUCAACAAACAUUUGUAUCGGCAUUUUAUAAACCCAACACCUUGGAUAUGGAUGUGGCCAUUAUGAAGUUGAGUCAACCUCUAAUGGGGGCAAAUAUUGCAACGAUACCUUUGUGUUCCCAAAAGCCCGAUGAUGGUGCAUUUGUUCAGAUAUCGGGUUGGGGUUAUACAAGUGAAACCAACCGCCAGCCAUCGGAUCAAGUUCGCUCGGCUACGGUACGUGUGGUCCCACGCGCCGAAUGCUCCCAAGCCUAUGAAGGACAGGCAACGCUAACAAGCAGCAUGUUUUGUGCCACAAUACCGGGUCAAAGGGAUUCAUGUUCCGGUGAUUCUGGCGGUCCGGUUGUUUACAACGGCCAGGUGUGCGGCAUUGUUUCAUGGGGAUUUGGUUGUGCACGUCCUGAAUUUCCAGGUGUCUACACAAAUGUGGCCAGCCUGAGAGUUAAUACCUACAUUCGUAGUAUUGCAAUGGCGAAUUGUCUAUAGAGUGAAUAAAAUGAAUAAACAAGUUUACCUCAA
Musca domestica (house fly) is the source of this 851-nucleotide messenger RNA. Its product is annotated as trypsin beta-like. Bases 15 to 818 code for a protein of 267 amino acids. NCBI's taxonomy places the organism in Eukaryota, Metazoa, Arthropoda, Insecta, Diptera, Muscidae. Gene Ontology annotation, molecular function: serine-type endopeptidase activity. Gene Ontology annotation, biological process: proteolysis. The record is from RefSeq and is a predicted model, not a curated record. The transcript has a single exon.